Molecule: messenger RNA, 813 nt
Organism: Entamoeba dispar SAW760
Lineage: Eukaryota; Evosea; Mastigamoebida; Endamoebidae
Product: F-actin-capping protein subunit alpha, putative
Exons: 1
Coding region: 1-813 (270 amino acids)
Biological process (GO): actin cytoskeleton organization; barbed-end actin filament capping
Cellular component (GO): F-actin capping protein complex; actin cortical patch
Molecular function (GO): actin filament binding
Source: RefSeq, a predicted model, not a curated record
AUGGCUUCAGAAAGCGAGAAAACUAAGAUCGUUACAACAUUCCUUAAAGAUUCUCCACCAGGAGAAUUUAAUAAUGUUCUUAAAGAUUGUAGGGAAGUAGUUGGUGAUGAUAGUAUAUUCCAAGAAUGUCUUCCAGUUUGUUUACAUGAUUACAACACUGAACAAUUAACAGUUGUAAUGGAUGGAACUAAUCCAGUAAUUAUUUCUAAAUACACAGAACAAUCUGCUCAAGAAUUCAUUGAUCCAGUUAAUAAGAAAGUUGUUACUUUCGAUCACUUGAGUAAACAAAUUACAUCAAGUCAACCACUUUCUUCUGGACUUCCAGGUAAUGAUUCAUUAAGACAAGCCCUUCAAAAGAAAUUAGAUAAUUAUGCUAAAGAAUUUUAUCCAAAAGGUGCUGCUAUUGUAAUGCCAAAAGAUAAUAAUACAUACACAAUUAUUAUUUCUGCUGCUGAUCUUAAAGUCGCACAAUUCUCUAAUGGCAAAUGGAGAUCAGAAUGGACUAUUUCUGUUGGAAGUAAAGUCACUUGUGAAGGAAGAAUUAGAGUUCAAGUUCAUUACUUUGAAGACGCCAAUAUUCAAAUGCAUACUGAUACUAAAAAGAAAGUUACUUGUAAUGGUGGUUCUGAAGAUCAAAUUGCUCAAAAUGUUAUUAAGGAAAUUAAAAACAUUGAAGAUACUUUCCAUGCAGAACUUGAUAAAAUCUUUGCUACAUUAAGUGAUAAUUGUCUCAAAGCAUUAAGAAGACAACUUCCAAUUUCAAGACAAAAGAUUAAUUGGGCAAAUUGGAAAGGUCAUAAGAUGAUGAAAUAA